Messenger RNA from Cetraspora pellucida, 319 nucleotides. Lineage: Eukaryota; Fungi; Glomeromycota; Glomeromycetes; Diversisporales; Gigasporaceae. The record is from the annotation of a GenBank genome assembly.
AUGAAUUCUUUAGUAUUAUCUCAACGUAAUUUUUUAGAAAUGAAUAAAGAACAAGCAUAUGAGUUUCUUGAUCAAUGGUAUGAUGAAAGAAUAAGAAAGGAAGAAAAUAGUGAAUUAUUUUCGUAUAAUAAUUAUAAAAAAGAAAUUGGUAAAAUCCAUACUCGUUACAAUAAACAAAUUGAAAAAAAUGAACAACAACUUAAAAAUAAGGAUAAAAUCAUUUUUAAACUAAUUGAAGAACAAAAAGAAGAAAGAGGAGUAGAAAGAAAAGCAGAAAGAGAAGAAAGACAAAAAGAAAGAGAAAAUCAAGAGAGAGAAC